Molecule: messenger RNA, 255 nt
Organism: Penicillium mononematosum
Lineage: Eukaryota; Fungi; Ascomycota; Eurotiomycetes; Eurotiales; Aspergillaceae
Exons: 1
Coding region: 1-255 (84 amino acids)
Source: RefSeq, a predicted model, not a curated record
AUGAAAAAAGUUGUUCUGAUCAAGUUCAAAGGAAUUAAAAACCAACACAUGCCUUGUUGGUGGCCAACGAGAGCGAACGUUAUUACCAACGAUCGGUUUGCUUUGAUCUCGGUUCCUGUGAGGCUGAGGGGUUGGGAAGUGCGAUUGGCCCUCGAGCAGAAGAUGCAGCACGUCCUACGUGACAUAGUUACGUUGCAGCACAAGUUUGAGAUUGAACACAAGUACACUAUCUCGACACGCCGUUUCGCCCCGUGA